Molecule: messenger RNA, 765 nt
Organism: Gossypium arboreum
Lineage: Eukaryota; Viridiplantae; Streptophyta; Magnoliopsida; Malvales; Malvaceae
Exons: 2
Coding region: 1-765 (254 amino acids)
Source: RefSeq, a predicted model, not a curated record
AUGGGUACAAGUCAGCCACAAAGAGGUGUUCAGCAACCACCGAGAGGCCGUGGUCAGGCCAGGGGUGGUAAUGGAUUCAGUCAUGGUCGUAGAGCACUGGGCAGUGGUGUUGGUUAUACUGAGGCGAGGCAGCCGGUACUGGUUUAUGUUGCACAUAUAGGAUAUACACAUUCUUAUGUUGAUUGCACUGUUACUGAGAAAUUGGGGAUUCUAGUUGAGAAUACUCUAAGCGGAAUUACUGUUCUAAGUCCACUGAGACAGUCUGUGAGGGUAAAUAAGUUGUUUAGAGAUGUUCCCUUGGAGAUACGAGGAGUUGUUUUUCUGGCCGAUCAUAUGGAGCUGCCAUUUGGAGAAUUCAAUUUAAUACUAAGUAUGGAUUGGCUAGUUAAACAUCGGGUAAGCUUGGAUUGUGCCACUAAACGGGUUGUACUGAGAACUGAGGCAGAUGAGGAGGUAGUGGUAAUUGGGGAGCGAUGGAACUAUUUAAGUAAUGUAAUUUCUGCACUAAGGGUCGAGAAGUUUGUUCGCAAGGGUUGCGAGGCGUUCUUGGCUUACGUCAGUGUUUUAUAUGUUAGUGACUCUUCGAUAAAGGAUAUUAGAAUAGUCAAGGAUUUUUUGGACGUCUUUCUUGAGGAGUUACCGAGGUUACCUCCAGAGCGUAGAGUGGAGUUUGGGAUUGAGCUCUUUCCUGGUACAACUCCAGUGUCCAUCGCCCCUUACAGAAUGGCACUGAAGGAGCUUGUAGAGCUUAAGGCCCAGAUAUAA